Messenger RNA from Amorphotheca resinae ATCC 22711, 2722 nucleotides. RefSeq lists its product as hypothetical. Gene Ontology annotation, molecular function: ribosome binding; ubiquitin protein ligase activity. The coding region runs from base 136 to 2523 and encodes 795 amino acids. The record is from RefSeq and is a predicted model, not a curated record. The transcript has 2 exons. NCBI's taxonomy places the organism in Eukaryota, Fungi, Ascomycota, Leotiomycetes, Helotiales, Amorphothecaceae. Gene Ontology annotation, biological process: protein ubiquitination; rescue of stalled cytosolic ribosome.
CGCUCACCGAGCAAGCCACAGAUCGCCAGAACCACGACAGACAGACGACGAGCCUUCUCUUUGUGCAAUCCUCUGACAGAACACCAAUCAGCAUUCCUGUCCGGAGAUCCAGACAGAAGGGCUAGAGGAGGAAACAUGGCCGAAGGAGAAGCUCCAGCAUCAGCACCAGCACGCACACGGGGAGGCGGAGGCGGUAGAGGGCGCGGCCAGAGCCGAGGACGUGGCCGGGGACGAGGAGGAGGAGAAGAGGCCCAUGGAGGGCGGCGUGGUGGUGGCCGGGGCGGGCACCGUGGUGUUGAUGGACAUGCGGCCUCCGCGGGAGAAGCGCAAGCCCGGCCGCUGGUGAAGAGUGCUGCUCCUCCUGUCGCGGGAGAGAAAGCCAAGGAGGGAGAGGAGGGUGAGGAUGUCGAGGCCGAGGUGUGCUUCAUCUGCGCGUCCCCCGUGGUGCAUAAUUCGGUGGCGCCGUGCAAUCACCGCACAUGUCAUAUCUGCGCUCUGCGUAUGAGGGCUUUGUAUAAGACGAAGGAUUGCGCGCAUUGUAGGACACCAGCAGCAUUUGUGAUCUUCACGGAUGAUGCCACGAAGCGAUAUGAGGACUUCUCGGAUGCCGACAUCACGUUUGCAGAUACAAAUAACGGGAUCCGUUAUGAGAGCAAUGAGAUCAUGGAAGAUACGGUCCUGCUUUUGAGGUACAAUUGUCCCGAUGAGAGCUGUGAUGUUGCGUGUCUGGGCUGGCCGGACUUGCAUCGCCAUGUGAGGGCCGUGCAUCAUAAGAAGAUCUGUGAUCUGUGCUCCCGGCACAAGAAGGUUUUUACCCACGAACACGAGUUAUUCACGGACCAGGAGUUAAAUCGGCAUAUGCGGAAAGGAGACGAUCACCCUGGAGCCAUCGAUCAGAGUGGUUUCAAGGGCCAUCCUGAGUGUGGAUUCUGUCGGCAGAGAUUCUACGGGGACGAUGAGCUAUACGUUCAUUGUAGGGAGAGGCAUGAGCGCUGCUUUAUCUGUGACCGCAGAGGAGGCCAACCCCAGUACUAUGUUGACUAUAAUAGUCUGGAGCUGCAUUUUAGGAAGGACCAUUUCCUCUGCCCCGAGCAGUCCUGUUUGGACAAGAAGUUCAUCGUUUUCCCUUCGGAGAUCGAUCUAAAGGCACACCAGCUGGAGGAGCAUGGAAAUACACUGUCGAAGGACGUACGGAGAGACGCAAGAGUGGUAGAUAUAUCGUCCUUUGACUAUCGAGCUCCAUACAUACAGGAGAGGAGAGGAGGAAGUCAAAGAGAGCAGCGGGAAGGCCGUGGGCGGGGCAGAGGGCGAGAUCCCAACUCGGAGCCAAUACCCACCUCGAGUGCUCAACCCCUACCACGUGAUCAGCAAGCUUUCCAACGCCAGCUAGCCAUCCACAGCGCGCAAUCAGUAUCGACACGUACUUUUGGCGGCCAAUUGACCUCCGCACCUACACCACCUGCAGCACGAGCUCCAGCAAAUGCACCACCGCCUCCUUCUAUUACAGUUCCUCGUCCGUCGUCAUCCGCCGUUGGGGAGGCUACUUCCUCCCACCAAGGCCCCAAUCUGGCAGACUUGACACCGCAAGAGCAGGCCCGUCAACUUCGCCAUCGCGGCGUAAUUGAACGGGCCAGCAUUCUCCUUCAAAAUGACCAAGCCAACAUGAACAAAUUCAGGAAUCUGAUCUCCGCGUACAAAUCAUCAUCUAUCAACGCUAACGCCCUCAUCAAUUCCUUCUUCGCGCUUUUCGCUGAUACAUCAUCCAACGCCCUUGGUACUCUCAUCAGAGAAGUUGCGGAUCUGUAUGAGGAUAAGAAGAAGGCCGACGGCUUGAGAACGGCAUGGAAUGAUUGGCGUGCUAUCAACGAGGAUUAUCCUUCUCUGCCAGGUCCCUCGGUCGCCUCCGGAUCCCUUCCACUAGGCUGGGCUAGCACCAGCGGCGCUUCCUCCUCUUCGACAAAUGCUAACUCCACAGGGCCGAAGUCAACCCGGGUUCUUAAGCUGAAGAGCUCCACGGCCCAAUCAUCACGCUCCCCGGUCUCCCAGACACAGUCCUGGGGCACCGCCUCCAGCGUUUCAACUGACACCAACCGAUUCGCCUUCCCGGAACUCCCAUCAUCCAGCUCCCGUCCCCAAAAUAGUAGAAUUACAACCAUCCCCUGGGUGCCCUCCUCCUCCGCCUCCUCUUCAAACCCAAGCUCUGCACCAACGUCGCGCCCAACUUCUACGGCACCAGGAAGCAGUCGCAACAACGCACCUAAGGCCGGCAGAAUCUCAGCAGAUGCCUUCCCGUCCCUCCCCCCGGCGCAGAAACCCCAAAUGACACUCUUCGGCUACGGCUCAGGCCGGGCCGUUAUCCGCGACACUGGAAAACCAACAACGAGCAAUCCCUGGGCUGCAAACGGCAGUAGCUCCGAGCAGAACAGGGACGAGCACGCGGACGAGAACGGUGCCGACGAUGGAGGCAAAGGGAAGAAGAAGGGGAAUAAGGGGAAGAAGCAAGUGCUUAUGAAUUGGGGUUGAUGUGUCCGCGUCAUUAGAUGAAAAGUGAAUCGAGCAUCAUUGUAGAUAAAGACAGGGGAUGAACAAAAAAGUUUUCAAGUCACCCAAGAGAGGUGUGGGUGCGUCGAGUGACUGACUGUGGAUGUAUGUAUCUAUUCAUGAACCGUGGUUAGAGAAAAUGAAAAUGAAAAUGAAAUAGACUCAAAUAAAAGAGACAGAG